This is a messenger RNA of Capsicum annuum, 765 nucleotides long. RefSeq names its product probable acetyltransferase NATA1-like. Gene Ontology annotation, molecular function: N-acetyltransferase activity. The record is from RefSeq and is a predicted model, not a curated record. NCBI's taxonomy places the organism in Eukaryota, Viridiplantae, Streptophyta, Magnoliopsida, Solanales, Solanaceae. The transcript has 5 exons.
AUGACUGAAAACGUGCCUGGUGAUGUGGUGAGCAACGCACCGCGUCGAUGGAAUCAAUCCGAUGACCAACGCACCACAUCGAGUUCACGCUGGUUCACUAGAAUUGCACUAAAAGCUGGGGAAAAUUUAUUCGUCACUGCGAUGGGAAAAAGACCCAUAACCCAACACAAACUCAUGUAUCAAAUGGAAAAAUAUCUCAAUUAUACUAAGGUUUUUAAUUCCACCAAAACUUCCAUCUCUACCAAUCUUUUCAAUUCCAAUAAUUUGUGCCCUUUUUCUACCACAUUCAUUCUUGAAGUAUCAUCCAAUGGUAUUCCACAACAAACAACUAAAAAUUCCAGUGUCGCCCCAAUUUUGAAAACCAUCAAUCUUGAUUCAUUAAAAUUUGUUUCAUCAUUUCUUCUAGAUUGCCUGUGGCUUAAUUUGCUUGAGCUUGGGGUUGCUGAAACUGUUGUUGCUGGGCGUUCCAUUGUUGAUUUAGUGGCUGAUCCUACCGCUUCAUGUUGUAGGCAUUCCCAUUGUGAGCUAGCUACUUCCUCUUUGUACGUUAGAGAGUGUUAUAGAAAGUGUAGAUUUGGGAAAAUGUUGUUUUUUGCUGUUGUUUCUCAGGCAAUUAAAAUGGCGUUCACUAAAGUUGAUUGGCUUACUGUUGGAUGGAAUAAUAAUACAAUUGAUUUUUAUCUUGGACUGUGAACUUAUAUUAUGCAAGAUGUCAAAUAGUUUAGGCUUUCUAGUGAAGGGAUUAAUCGAUUUGACAAGUUUUGA